AUCAGAUCUCUCUCUCCGUCUGCAGCACAGCUCUCCCUCUCCUCUCUGGACUCCAUCUCUCUUGCUCCCUAUUUUUUCCUCAUUUUCAUUUUUUUUUUCUCUAACUCUAUUCCUCUCUCGUCCUCACUCUACUCCGCCGACUUCAAGCCGCUGCCGUGCCGUCGAAUAGUGAGUUCAAGCCACUGCCGUGCCGCCGAUCUCGCCUGGAGCCGCCGCCCGCCGAUCUUGCCUGGAGCUGCCGAUCUCUCUCUCUCUCUCUCUCUUUUUUGGUGGUUGUGGCAGUGUUUCUAAUGGUGGUUGGCUGAUUUUGGUUGAAGGUGGUGGGUUGAUUUGGUUGUGGGUGUGAGAUUUGGGAUGCUCUCAGAUCGGGUUGUGGUGGUUGAUGUUGUGGUGUUUUUUUUUUUUUUUUGGGUUUACGGGCUGAUAUUGGUUGUAAUGUUUGUUUGAGUUGUUUUGUUUUGUUUUUUUUUUUUUUAAUCAGUGGCUGAUAUUGGUGGUCGGUGGUUGAUUUUGUAAGGUGGUCGGUGGUUGUGGGCUGUGGCGGUUGAUAUUGGAGAGAGUAUUUUGUGUAUAUAUAUAUAUAUAUAUAUAUAUAUAUAUUUGUAAAAAAAAAUUUUAGAUUAUUUUAAUGUGUUGAUAUAUUAUUUUUAUGUGAUGAUGGAAAAAAUAGAAUAUCUUAUGAAUAGAGUAUUGUAUUAUGAACAGAGUAUCGUAAAGUGGUGUGUUAAAAUGAUAAAAUAGGUUUUUGGUGGGUUAAAAUGGUAUUUUCCAUAAGAGAGCUGACGAGAAUGCUCAUUGGCAUUUAAGACGCAGAUGAGUUGUUGACUUGACUUAAAACAGAGGAUAACGAAGUUGUGAACACAAACACACGGAGAAAGAAAGCACAGAUUCCAUUCCUAUAUCUAAAAAGAAUUGGAUCCGGCUUUGUUUCAAGAGGAUUCCGAGCAUUACAAUCACUACUACUGUGAUAUCGAUUUCCAAAUCUUUUUAAAUUUUCAUGAGCACUCAAGGAGCACCAUCUUCUUCUUCUUCAAUACCUACGAGGAAAUACGAGGUGUUUCUUAGCUUUAGAGGUUUGGACACCCGUAGAAAUUUUACGGAUCAUCUAUACGCUGCUUUGCAACGGAAGGGUAUUUUGACCUUUAGGGACGAUGAAGAACUUGAUAGAGGACAACCAAUUUCACUAGAGCUCUGGAAAGCAAUAAAAGAAUCGAGGUUUGCUAUUGUCAUUUUCUCAAGAAACUAUGCAUCUUCGACAUGGUGCUUAAAAGAACUUGCAGAGAUCGUUAAAUGCAUGAAAAAUAGAGGAUUGACAAUUUUGCCAAUUUUCUAUGAUGUGGAUCCAUCUGAUGUACGGAAACAAACAGGAUCUUUUGGACAAGCUUUUAAAGAACAUGAAGAAUGUUUUAAAGAGAACAUGGGGGUGGUGGAAACAUGGAGGGCUGCUUUGAGAGAAGUGGCCAAUCUCUCUGGUUGGCAUUUACAAGAUAGGCAGGAGUCAAUAUUUAUCCAACAUAUUGUGGAAGUGAUAUUGCAUAAAUUGAGUUCAAGUUUCUCAUGCAUUACUAAUGACUUGGUUGGAAUAAAUUCUUCAGUGGAGAAAUUGAUUAAUUUGUAUUUAGGUCUUGGGAACAAUUUUUGCAUGAUUGGGAUUUGUGGCUUGGGAGGUUUGGGAAAGACAACUCUUGCUAGAGUUAUUUGUAAGAUGUUCCAUAAGCAUUUUGAAGGUUCUAUAUUUAUUGCUAAUAUUAGAGAAGUAUCAAAAAAAGGUGAUUUGCAUCUAUUACAACAACAACUUCUUGAAGAAAUUUUGGAGGAAAGAAAUAUAAAGAUAAGGAACGUUUAUCAAGGAGUUGACAUGAUCAAGAAUAGGCUUUGUUAUAAAAAAGUUCUAGUUGUUCUAGAUGAUGUUGACCAAUUGGACCAGUUACAAAACUUGGCUGGAGAGCAUAGUUGGUUUGGAUUGGGAAGUUGGAUCAUAAUAACAACUAGAGAUGAACAUUUGUUGGUUCAGCAUGGAGUGCAUGAAAUAUAUAAGCCUAAUGCACUAAACACUGAUGAUGCUUUAAAACUUUUUUGUUUGAAAGCCUUCAAAAAUGAGCAACCCAAAGAAGGUUAUACAAAGCUCUCUCAGGAUGUUGUGUACUAUGCUAAAGGCCUUCCAUUAGCUCUUGUUACUUUGGGUUCCUUUUUGAUUGGAAGAACAAUGGAUGAAUGGCAAAGUGCGUUGGACAACUUUAAAAAAAUUCCUAAAAGAGAAAUAUUUGAUAUACUUAAAGUAAGUUAUGAUGGACUUGAGGAAAUGUGGAAAGAGAUAUUCUUGGAUAUUGCAUGUUUCUUUAGAGGUGAGAUGAAAGAUCGAGUAAUUGAAAUAUUAGAGAAUUGUGGUUUUCAUGCGAGAAUUGGUGUAAGUGUUCUAGUGAAUAAAUCUCUCUUGACCAUAGAAGGAAAGAAGUUGUGGAUGCAUGAUCUACUACAAGAUAUGGGUAGAGAAAUUGUUCAUCGAGAAUCUCGUGGAGAGCCUGGAAAGUGCAGCAGGAUAUGGCUUUAUAAGGAUUUGUUUCAUGUAUUGACGAGAGGAACGGCAACAGAAGCAAUCCAAGCCAUAGUACUAAAGCCUUCUCAACUGGAAAGAGAAUACCAGAGCAUUGAAGCCUUUUCUAAACCUUUUUCAAAGAUGAUCAAUCUUAGAUUGCUUAUAAUUGAUAAUGAGGAUAUGCCAAAUGGUCUCAGCCAUCUUUCUAAUGACCUAAGAUUUCUUGAAUGGUUUAAUUAUGGUUCAAAAUGUUUGCCAUCCAGUUUCAGACCGAAAGAGCUUGUCGAACUUAAUUUACCGUUUAGCCACAUCAAGUAUCUUUGGGGCGGAGUGAAGAAUUUGGACAGGUUAAAAUGCAUCGAUCUCAGACAUUCCGAAAACCUUAUCCAGACACCUAACUUCAAAGGGGUUCCGAGUCUUGAGAAAUUAUAUCUUAGUUGGUGUAGUAAUUUGGUUGAGAUCCACCCUUCUCUUGGGAAACUAAGCAGGCUUUUUAUUUUAGAAUUGGAGCACUGUCACUCACUUAUCAAUCUUCCAAGAAUGACUACUAAAAUGGAGUCUCUUACAACUCUAAGGCUUUGUGGCUGUACAAAAUUCAGGAAGGUUCCAGAAUUUGAGGGAAUAUUGAAAAGCCUAUCAGAACUUGAUUUGAGUGGUACUGCUAUUGAGAAACUACCCUCAUCAAUUGGGUGUUUGACUGCCCUUACUGUAUUAGAUCUAAGAAAUUGUAAAAAUAUUGAACGUCUUCCAAGAAAAAUGGAUGGUUUGAGGUCUCUUGAAAAACUCGUUCUUUCCGGAUGCUCACAAAUUGUUGAGUUGCCUGAGAACCUGUGGAAAAUAAAUUGUUUGAAAGAACUUGAUUUGAGUGGAAUUGGAUUAAGACAGCCAUUAGGGAAAAAGUUCUUUAAUGUUAGGUUGCCUUGUCUUGAAGGAAUAGGGCCUAGUACAGGUAUUGGUUGCUUAUCCUCGCUAAAAAAUUUAACACUAAGUUCGACCAAAUGUGUCACACUGCCUGCAAGCAUCAGUCAACUUAUGAAACUGGAAACUCUUGAUUUGUGCCACUGGGAUCAGCUUCGAUCAUUGCCAAAGCUUCCACCAACUGUGAGAUAUAUAAAUGCUAGAGGUUGUUAUUCCCUAGAACCAUCACCAGCACUAUCCAAGAUGAGCAGUUCGUUACAACCUCACUCCCUCUUCGGUUGUCAGUAUGAUGAGAGCAAAGGUGAAGUGGCAUUUACAUUAUUGAACCAUUACCUACAGGGACUCCUUUGUCGAAAAACUGGAUUUGAAACUAAUACCAAAAGUAAGGAGGGUGGAUCUAGAACUGAAUUUCAGUUAAUUAUUCCUGGAUCUAAAAUUCCACAGUGGUUAACUUAUCGAAGUGCAGCAAAUUCAGUAAGCAUAAUGCUGCCUCCAAAUUGGUGUAAUAGUAGAUGGAUGGGAUUUGCUCUCUGUGCUUGUUUGUAUGCAUCAUAUUCACCUAUUAUUGCUAAUGCUGAGGAGCAUGGCAAAACAUCUGGUCUUAGAGCUCGUGUGAUAGCCCUUGGUGAUAUGCCUCACAGUCACUGUGCACCUGAAAUUUUCUUUCGGAUGGAAUUAGGUGCAGACCACAUUUGUCUAUUGUAUCUAUCUCGUGAUGAUUGGUUUGCUACUGGUUGGAAUGGAGAACGCAAUCAGAUUGAGAUUGUAUUUGAGACCACUAACCCAUCCUGGGUUACACAGAAAUGUGGGGUCAGUUUGGUAUACGAGGAAGAUGUGGAAGAGUUCAACCAAUCAAUUGCACAAUGUAGCAAUAGCCGUGUCAAUACUUAUGAGGGUUCCGUUGGUAAUAAAUUAAAAUUUUCCUAAGCUGCUAAGAAUGCGACAAGCGGCACAACAAGGAGAUUACACCAGUAAAAGCAUGAGAGCAUAGAGAAAGAUAUGGGAAGCAGAUGCGGCAGUUCCUAUGGAAGUCAUUAAUCCAUUUAAUAGUGUAGAAAAUAAAAACAAGCGGCGGUGAUGUAGUUGCAGAAGUUACAAGCAGCACUUGACAUCAUGGCAAGUUUCAUUCAAGCCUAAAGAUAGACAGACACGUGGAUGAACAACUGCUAAUAACUGUCUGUAACCGUUGAGGGUAUAAAUAAAUGACACAUUGUCAAGAAAACUUUGGAAGUAUGAGUUUUUAUAAAUCUAGCUAUUGCAUCAAAUAAGCAUUAAUUUUAGUGUUUAGUCUUGAACAUUUAACAUGUUCAUACUUUAGAAUCAUUUGAGCCAUGCCUUCAAAAACACUCAAGAAGCAACUUUAAUUACACUCAUUAGGAAUGAGUCAAUAAUUAAUUCUUUUCUUUUUUUAAUUAUAGUACCAUACUAAAUAAGUUUUUUACAUAUAUACAAAUCAUAAUUGACAUGUCUGCAGCUGAUGAUGCCAAUUUUCUUUUCAAACAUUGAUUGACUGCAAAAUAGGAAGGAGGAUUUUCAUAGCAUGAAUUUUAAUUGAGGCUACUGCUAUCUGAUGUGCACAAGCAUCUCUGUGAAUCUGACUCUUUUUUUUUUGGAUAAAAAACCUGAUAUUAGGAUGAAGUGAAGUUCAAUUGAGCCAACUGCUAUCACCUACAAGCUAUACUUUCAGUAUAUCAGGCUAAUGUAGAAGUUGCUUUAUAUCACUGGAGGAAUCAGCUAGCAACAUAGAGGAGCCUAUGUCUAUCUUGGAGCAUAUCAUCUAGUUGGGAAGCCAGUAUGUGCUGUUGUGGCCUUUGUUAAAUCCUUAAAAGUCCUUCAGAUUGGAUUUAGAGACUAUUGUUCAAGCUUAUUUAUUUAUUUGGCUAAAAUGUAAAAACAUUUCUGUUUGCCCAUGGAACAAGUUUCACAAAUUGGCAAAAGCAUGUUAUUAUAGUACAAAAAAAAAAAUUUCUUUUA
Quercus lobata is the source of this 5428-nucleotide messenger RNA. Its product is annotated as TMV resistance protein N-like. Lineage: Eukaryota; Viridiplantae; Streptophyta; Magnoliopsida; Fagales; Fagaceae. Gene Ontology annotation, molecular function: ADP binding. The transcript is spliced from 8 exons. The record is from RefSeq and is a predicted model, not a curated record. Bases 998 to 4381 code for a protein of 1127 amino acids. Gene Ontology annotation, biological process: signal transduction; defense response.